Messenger RNA from Puccinia graminis f. sp. tritici CRL 75-36-700-3, 4233 nucleotides. RefSeq lists its product as uncharacterized. The transcript has 9 exons. The record is from RefSeq and is a predicted model, not a curated record. NCBI's taxonomy places the organism in Eukaryota, Fungi, Basidiomycota, Pucciniomycetes, Pucciniales, Pucciniaceae. The coding region runs from base 1009 to 3744 and encodes 911 amino acids.
UUCCUAUUGAGCCCGACCAGGUGGCUUAACACAGAAUGGUGUUCCUAAGAGUGGCAAGCACUUGACCAUCGACACUACAUGAGCCAAAAUGAUCUGAAGCUCACGUUUAUGCCAAAACACCGUGUGAAAGAAUAACAUAGUGGCGCUAAAUCACAUCUCUCACCUUUCCGUUCUGCGCCUUUCAAUCAUGCUUUUGGGUGGAGUCAGAACAGAAUUUGAUUUCUGCAACCACACUUCUAGUUUGGACAUCAUCAUGAUUGGCCAGCGGCUAGUUGUAACACUACCUAUCGCGUGUUUGGCAUUCCCUAAUAGCACGGGCUGUCUUCUUACUUACAGUAAAGUUUUUCCAAUGCCCAGAUCACACGUGAUUUUCCCUGUUUGAAUAUAUAUAUUCAUGGCCAUCACUACAUCUUUAAAUUCGUCUGCUUGCUUGAGGUAGUUUUAAUUGAAGCUUAAUACCAACUGCGGCCAUCUUAGGUUCUUGUGCAAUAGUGUUGAAUCUCAAUCUGUCAACACUUUCCAAGCACUCAACCUCUUUCUGCCGUCCGUACCCUAGAAAUGAUUCAAAAAGACGGGUACAUAGGAAGAAAUUUGUUCAAAUUCCGGUCGAACGACUUGAAUGCUCUCCACAAUUCAGAAACUGGCCUGUAUUCCCUGCACUUCACCUUCCUUCCUUCUUCUUCUAAACUUACUUCCCAAGAAAAAGUGGUCAAUACAUCCUCUCCAUACUCGAGUCUCGUUCCUUCAGCAAUAGCAAGCCUGCCAACAUCGGCGCGCUUGUCCAGAAUCCUCACCUUGACCCUUUCCCUUGCUGCAUCACUUUCAUUCAUCCAAUCACACAAGGAAAGAUUUUGAGAGAGCCUACGCUCGUUAAGUAUCGGUUGCCAUUGUUGUUCAGCCAUCACUUCUGUCUUUCUUUUGAACCGAAAAAAAAACCGCCAUCUUUGAGGAGAAUAUUUGUGACUCAGAAGAACCUCUCAACAGACCCUUCCGGAUAUUUGUUUCAAGAUGGUCACUUCUCCAGCUUCCAAUGGGGGGGAAGUAAAACCUCAUCACCACCGGAACGCGUCUCGCUCUCCUCCGCCGACACUUUCCCUGUACCAAUCCAACCUCGACACUAUGCGUCUUGCUCAUCGUAGUUUGAUCUCCCCUCCAUCAUUCCUGCACAAAGGCGCGACGUUGUCACCGCCCAUGCCAUACGAUUAUGAUUCGCAAGUACCAGAUUUGUCAGACAAAUACCCCCGACCAGGAUCGGCUGACGGCAUUCCCCUGGCCUGGGCUAACACUGCCAGUCCUACCUCACCGUUCUCCAACUCUCAAUCUACCAUUCUCAUUCCCACUGCCGGAACGGCUCCCGACUCUGGGUCUUCUGGAUUGGCGUCAGUUUCAAAUCCUUCAAUCGGCUUCGAAUAUUCCACUCCAGCCUCUACUUUCUCAUUCCCUUCGCCCGUUUUCUUUUCUGGUGAAAUUUCAUCCAUUCAACAACGGCAUCUUACCUCCGACCACCUGCCCUCCUGUCCUCCUGUUACACCUUCCCUAGAGUGCCACUUAUUACCGUCUGCCUCUUCUCAUGAUUCUCCCAAUCACUGGACCAAUCACAACCUUUCAAUUCACGCACUAUCAUCAGCGCAUCUGAGUUCAUCAAACUCCUCCCUUACUCAUUCCGAUCCCCUUCCUAGUGAUAGUAGCAGCCGAAGUUGGACGCCUGAUCAGACUGAGCAUAACCCACCUAUAGGACAAGCAGAGCUCAACAACACUUCUCACCAGUUCCCCCCCUUGGGUUCACCUGCCAACUUUGAGAAAUUGUCUCAACCAUUCUUCAGUCAACAGGGUCUAACCUCGCCCCCUAACUCGCGCCCCCCACGUCCCGAUAGCACACUGCGAGCAUUGGCACCUAGUCAGCGGGCCGCCAUCUAUCCAUCUGAUGCUUCCAGCGACGCCCAUUGUUCACCUCUGACGCCUCUUAGCAUGGAUCCUCCAAGUCUUAGGUUGAUGAGCACCUCUGCGAACUUCGGAAUCUCGCCUGCAUGGUUCGAACCAGAGAUAUUUUCUCCUUUAGAUGGCGCUCCUCACUCUGACUACGAAGGAAACGGCAAUCCUCACCUUUUGCUUCCCCCAAGAAACUCCCCACUAUCUGGCGACCCUCUCCGACAACCCUGUCACCUUUUGGACGCCAAAGGUCAUUCCGGACUCGGCAGUCCAAUCCAGGCCGGCCAACCUGGUAUACAAGCCAGGUUCAUGGCGGGAAAACGUCACGGAAGCACCAAAUCUAUUCCUGGUUCUUCUUGUCGCGUUCCAUUGGAGCCAAUCUCAAAGCCGAACGAGGCCCGGGCUCUGGGGUGCAACAAGAAAAAGAAACGCGAGGUCAGAGAAGUGGAGGCCUCUUGCGGUACUUGUGGCAAGCGAAUGGCUCGGCUCACUUUGAGGGGUAGUCCUGAAGAGCUUUAUGUUGCCGAUGGCUUUGACGUUAUCCACACUUGCAAGCCUUGCCAAGAAGGUAGACCAGGACGGGCCCAUACAAACCUCAGGAAUGAAUUAGGAUCAGCCCCUUUUUCCGAGCGGGCCAUCGUCAAAAUCGAACAAUGCCAGGAAGUGGAUAUCCGGCCCGACUCUAUCCCUCAGGGUGCAGUGACAACAUUCAGAAAACGCAAUCGACGGACCGACGAUGUGACGGCACCCACUACUUGCGACUGCUGCGCGCGGCAACUCGGAGUUGGCGGAAUUGUGCCCCGAAAUGGUCGAUCAGCCAUUCAAUUCGUGGUUGAGGUGGUGUGUGUUCAUUGCGUAAGCAACUUCAGGAGAUGUACAGACUGUGGCGGAGGAGGAGGAUCACGAUUGGGGGUCGGCAAAUGGAGAUGUAAAGAACUUUUCUCAGAUGGCCGUCGUACUUGUAUUCUAUCUCACCAAAGGCAAGGCGCCUCCACCGAAGUAAUUACAACAGUAUGGAAAGUGAGGCAGCUCACGGAGAAGCCGGAGUUAGAUACACUUGUUGGGCAAUUGAGAGAACUGGUCAAACAUUCUUUGUACGCUGCUCUAGCAACCCCAGAAAUCUUAGAAUCGGGCUUGGCGCGAGUCAGCAAAUUUGAUGAUAUCAAAACCAUGUACGCGAAUGGAUGGAAACAAAUACAGCCGCUUAUCCACGAAGAUGUCGAGACUUCAACAGGAAAGAGAAGAUAUGUGGGGUUGAGAUGGACAAAGCCACAUCCUCGCAAAGGCCCUAAGCGCGGGGCAAACAACACAUGCGAUCAGGUUUCCCCAUCAGUCAGAGAGGGCGAACUGCUAUUAGAGCCAGGUAAAGAGCUAUCUGGAUUCGUACUUUCUGAAUGGGAUAUGCACAGAGGAACGUUUUUUGUCUCAGUGGCGAUGCCCUGGCAAAGUGGGGACGCGUUAGAAUCAACCGCGGGACUGGCACACAAGAGCCUUAUCGAAGCAAAGGCCGAAAGGGAGCAAUUAGUCGACGACCUGGUCAACCGAGGCAUGAACCGCCGCGAAGCUAAUCUCCGCUACCCACCCAUCCGCCACCUUUGGACGAUAUUGUUUUUUCAUCGGGAAACCCGCCUGGUUCAAUUCCUUGAAAAAAGAAGAAAGUUCAUGCCCUUGGAGGACUACUUAUCGCAAUACCCGGACGCGCAAAGAGAUAUGUUCCCUCCCGAAAGAGAUUGUUACGUCCCACGUGAUGAACAGUUGGGUUGGAAUGUAUGGGUCCGAAGAGAACAUGGGACUCCUCCGAAAACUCCGCAAUGACGUCUCGAAAGGUCUCGCCCAUCAUGCCAGUUGCGAAUCAUGUUUUCCUGAACCUGGAAUGAGUCUUGAUUGUGCUUGUAAACUUAGUUUGUCUUGAUUUUUUGUUGUUGAACUCAGUCGACGAAUAUCACAUCUUCUCCACAAUGACAAAAAAUCGCGUUUUCAAACCUACCGUUUUCCCAAAUUUUGUUCCUGUCUGUUGCUUUGUCCGUUUCUGGUUUGCUUGCUUUGGGAUUAUAUGGUUAUUUGUUGGCCUCCUGAUGGAACAUAUUUUCAUCAGAAUAUCAUUAAUAAGAAUUAAUUUGGGUAUUUUAAUAACACGAUGGUUUGGUAGAAAGAACAAAACUUUCACCCCUCCAGUAACACAUUCUUAACAAAGUAUGUAGCAUUGAUACCUGUCACUGCUAGUUCACAUCAAUCUUUUAAAUUGAGGGCACAAAGUCACAAUCCCUUCUAUCCAUUCCCACGGAACAAACAGAUUGUCAAACA